Messenger RNA from Bactrocera latifrons, 2781 nucleotides. It is a transcript of the gene Vps33B, whose product is annotated as vacuolar protein sorting-associated protein 33B. The transcript has 3 exons. The coding region runs from base 420 to 2411 and encodes 663 amino acids. Gene Ontology annotation, biological process: vesicle-mediated transport; intracellular protein transport. NCBI's taxonomy places the organism in Eukaryota, Metazoa, Arthropoda, Insecta, Diptera, Tephritidae. The record is from RefSeq and is a predicted model, not a curated record. Gene Ontology annotation, cellular component: CORVET complex; lysosome.
UGACAUUUUUAGUUUUCAUUUCAGCUGUACACAGUGGUGAUGCUGGAAAGUAUUAAAAAAUUUACUCCCUUCUGGUUGGUGCAUCAGAUUAACCGCAUUCGAAAUUGAACUAACAAUCACCACAAGAAACAGUUUUGCGAACUGAACAAAUACUCAAUGUUAGGAAAAGGAGUUUAUUUCUGGAUACAAUGUCAAUGCAACACCAAUUGUUAGAAAAUAUUUCCCUUUUAUAUUUAGCUUCGAAACAGCUGCUUUUGACAACUCUGCAAACCUCUGCAAAUCAACAGAAACACGUCUGCAAUGUUUUCAUUACUGCACAGCGUUGAACAAUUAAAAUAAUUUGGUUUGAUCCAGUAAUAAUGGUCAAUAAAUUUCCAACGCAGUUUUUGUAGUAAUUAUAAAGGGGACGAAUAUAAACAAUGGAGGCCGGAUUGGAAAAAAAAUUGCAGGGCUUCCAACUUAUCGCACAGGAAAAAUUACAAGCGAUCAUAUGUUCUAUUCCAGGCAAAAAAGACCUUAUAAUUGAGCCAGUACUAAUUAAACCUUUGGAGCAUGUUUGCGCUGCAUCCUGGCUGAAACUGAAAGGCAUACAAAGAAUCUUCAAAUUUGAUGGUGAUCACAUUAUUUCACGUACUGCUGAACAUCAAAUCCACAUUUUUUUAAUACAUAGCAAAUUGGAAACAUUUCAACAGAUUUUAAGGCAUAUACACGAAUUAGAGCGGCUAGAACCGACUGAUCUCGAUGCCGCAGUAAAAAAUUUUCAUAUAAUAUGUGUGCCCACUUGCUUUACCCAUUUCCAAAUGUUGUUGGAAGAGGAAGGCCUUUACGGUUUAGUUCAACUUCAUCGAUACAGCUGGGACUUUAUCUGCCUCGAUCAAAAUGUGCUAAGCAUGGAAAUACCAAAUGUUUUCUCCACACUAUUUUUACGAAAGGAUACCUCUCUUUUACCAGUAAUAGCACAAUCUCUCCGAGUACUGCAAAUCGUUUGUGGACGACCCGAAAUAAUUUUCACUUUUGGUGAACAUUCUGCAACUUUAGUAAAAAUGUUGCAAACUCUUAACAAGCCUGGUAAUGAUAAUUAUAGUGAGUCGUCCACCGAAUUCGCCUCUAUUCUUAUCAUGGAUCGUGACAAAGAUUAUGCAUCUAGUUUACUAACGCCGGCUAUUUAUGCUGGAUUACUGCUCGAAGUUUAUAAUCGACGAGCCGCAGAAAUCGAGUUAGAAACGCAUUCAAAUAAGAUUUCCAAACAAAUGUUAGAAAUUUUCCAACUACCCCAUCGAGCUUAUCAGCAAAAACAAAGUGAAAAGCCGCCAGUAAGCAAGGUGAAGCCGUGUAAACUUCCAAGCAUACGUAUGAACGCAAUGAGUGAUGAAAUUUAUGGUGAAAAUCGGUACAAGCAUUUUGCGCAAGCUAGCAGCCAAAUACGCGCACAAGCAAAAACUAUCGGAUUAGAAGUUCAAAAAUUGGGUGAUAUGAAACUUGAUGAGAUGCACGACUAUGUGGCUCGCAAGUUACCAAAGGUGACGGAGCUUAAAGCAAAGGUCAUGCGACACCUUAACGCCAGCGAACAAAUUAUAGACAUGUUGGGUGGUAACUUUCGUCGUGUGCAAUCCUUGGAGGAAGAUAUACUUAAUAAUGUAGCGCGCAAACGAAUUCAUACAGAAAUCGAUGAACUACUCACAACAAAUUGUCAAAAAUACAAUACUCUCCGUUUGCUUUGCCUAUUUCACAUAUGUGCUGGAAUAAAUGCCGAUGAGUUGUCACAAUUUGUACGGAACUAUUGUAACUACUUUGGUCAACAACACUUGGUUGUUUUUCAACAAUUGGCGGUAGCUGGGCUGUUACCGAUGAUGUGGGAGGAAGAUAGAGGAAACACAUCUGCGAAAAUACUCUCAAAUUUGCCGUUACCCAAAUUUCAACAAACUGAAUUUCAAGCAAAUGCUAAUAGACUGAGAUUAAUGGUUUCAACUACUGGUGCUGAGCCAACGCCUGUCAACUCUAACGUAAGCAGUGAUACUGGUGUUGGUAAUGUCGUAAAUUCGCCCAGCUGCGCUAGUUACGUGUUUAAUAAUCUUUAUAUCCCAAUUGUGGCACAACUCUGCUCGUGCUUACUAAAAGCACAGUCCGCGGAAGAAUUUUCCAGCAAAGUAGGUAUGGUGGACAAGUUAAUUAUGCACUCACUUGAUGGCACAGCACAUAAUGCCAAAUCGUUCGCUAACUCCAUUAAAUUGAAUGACUCCAAGGAUAUAUUUCCUCUGAGAAAACGUAACUUAUUUAUUUUUGUUCUCGGUGGAGUGACAUACGCUGAGAUUGCUGCUUGUAAUUUAAUAGCGCGCCUUAUGGGUUCUCAAAUUAUUGUGGGUUCUGACGCUAUUAUCAGUGGCAGUGAUCUUAUCGAGUCAGCUUUCUGACAAAAACGGAAUAAUCUUGGAAACCUAAAGCAAAAGUUACCCGAAUAUGAAUUUAUAUUGAUAUAACAAAUGCAUAAGUAUGUAAUAUUUACAUUUUUUAAUUAAAAAAAAACAGCAGGCAUUCAACAAGUAUUCCUGAAGCAAGGGACACAUUUUUAUCGGUAAAUUUUCUGAGUAAUUUUAAUACAGCGGCGGCAACUAAUUUCAUAUUCGGCGGCGAAACAUUCAAACGAAAACGGCAAGCAGAGAACGAGAAUUCACAAAAGGCAAGUCAGCUGUUUGUCAGCUGUGUGUUGUACAAACAGAAUUUUUGUUGGUUUCAUUGGAAUUUCUAUAUUUAAUAACUUAUGUAUUACAUUUAAAAAUUUAA